Molecule: messenger RNA, 1308 nt
Organism: Cajanus cajan (pigeon pea)
Lineage: Eukaryota; Viridiplantae; Streptophyta; Magnoliopsida; Fabales; Fabaceae
Product: ethylene-responsive transcription factor ERF035
Biological process (GO): regulation of DNA-templated transcription
Molecular function (GO): DNA-binding transcription factor activity; DNA binding
Source: RefSeq, a predicted model, not a curated record
UUUUGGAACCCAUGCCUUUUUUUAUUUAUAUUCCUUUUUCUCCUUUUUCUUUUAAUUAUUUUCUUCCCUCUUUACACAAAUCCCUUUUUCUUUUUUGGGAGAAUCAUAAAUAAUUCCCAAGGCUAGCAUAGCAGGUCUAUUUAUUUUUAUGCACUCUCCACUCAUUCCUUCUGUACCACACUCAUCAAAGUCUCAACCAUGAAAAAAUGUAUCAAUAUGGAAAGUGAUGCUAACUACAACACCAACACCAACACCAACAACAACAUCUUUGCCACAUCUUCCUCCUCUUCCACCACCACAACCCCUUCAACCAUCACAGACCCAAACACUUGUACCUCAACAUCUUCCACCUCAAAUUCAGAUUCAUGCACCAAAGCCAAAACCAAAACCAAAACCAAAACCCCUCAAAAUGACUCAACCACUUCUGAAGGCUCAUUGGAGAAUGGAAAGGACUCAAAGGGGUGCAAGAAGAGGCAGAGGGAGAACAACAACCACCCUACUUAUAGGGGUGUGAGGAUGAGAAACUGGGGAAAAUGGGUGUCUGAAAUCAGGGAACCAAGAAAGAAGUCAAGAAUAUGGCUAGGAACAUACCCUACAGCAGAAAUGGCAGCUAGGGCACAUGAUGUGGCUGCACUAGCCAUCAAGGGCCACUCAGCAUACCUCAAUUUCCCAGAACUGGCUCAGCAACUUCCAAGGCCACAAAGCACUUCACCUAAGGACAUUCAAGCUGCAGCUGCAAAAGCAGCAAACACUGCCUUUCAACAACAAGUGCUCCAUCAUUGUGAUGAAGAAGAAGAAGAAGAAGAAGAAGCAGAACCAUGCCAAGCAGAACAAGCCUCUUCUUCAUCUCUCUCAAUGGACAAUCAUAACACUCUAGAGGCUUCAAGCUCUCCCUCUACCAAUCAUGAUGAUGAUACCUUGUUUGACCUUCCAGAUCUUUUCCCUCAUGAUGGACUUUGCUCCUAUUCUUCUUCUUGGCAUUUGUGUGCAGUUGAUAGUGGCUUUAGGCUUGAAGAGUCUUUUUUUUGGGAGAAUUAUUAGAGCUUUUUUUUUUUUUUUUUUUUUCCAAGUAAAAUACAAAGUUAAAUAAGAACACAAGGAAAAAGAAUAACAUCCUGAGUUCUUUUUUUUGUCUUUUUUUUUUUUUCCUGUUUAGUCACUGCAACUGCAUUCUGCACAGAGAAUAACCAGUUGAAGAAGAGUUUACAUUUUUUUUAUCAGUAAAUGAGUGUGGUCUAUUGCUGUUAUUUUGUCCAAUAUAGUUUUUUUUCCCCCUCUUAUGAAGUCUUUGAGAACCAUAAAGUCUCA